This is a messenger RNA of Paramecium primaurelia, 2403 nucleotides long. Lineage: Eukaryota; Ciliophora; Oligohymenophorea; Peniculida; Parameciidae. The record is from the annotation of a GenBank genome assembly.
AUGGAUUAAAUGGAUGAACUUGAUAUAGAGAUUUUAGAUUAACCUGUUAAUCAAUUUAUUGAUGAUGAUUAAAAUGAUGAAGAUUUUCUUGAUGAAACUACUAAAACUUUUGUUAAUGAUAAUAUGCACAUUAAUGAAGAAAGUAGAAAAAAAAUUAACAUUGAUUUUAAAAUAAAGUUAGAGAAAUUUGUACCAAAAUUAUUUUCAUAAGACUAAAUUAAAGUAUUUACAAAUAAUUAUAUUAAUUAGAAUAGUGAAAUUAGAGCUAUUAAACAAAUUCUACUUUUAUUAAAAAUAUCUGAUCAACUUAUUUAAGAAUAGAGAAUGAAAGAAAGAUUAGAAUAAAAUCAUUAAAAUUAAAAUAUUGGACCAAAAAGAAGAAUUUAAGAAAGAAAUACAGAAGAGUUUCUUAUUGAUAAACUUAAAAAACAUUUAAUAGGAGGUUCUAAAUUAGAUAUUACAUUCCAUGAUUAACAUUAUACUCCUCUUUAUUUAUGUCAUAAUCCAUGUGUUAUUUAUAUUAAAACAUUAUAUCCAUAUCAUACACUAGAUAUUGUAAAUUAAAUGUUGAGAAAUCUAAAUAAUCCAUAAUUAUUUGAAUAAGAUAUAUUUAAUGAAAUAAAGAAUAAAUUUGGUGAUAAUUGCUUAAAAUUGAUUAUACAAUAAAUGCAAUACAAUCAUCUUAUUAUUUAAAUCCCAGAUGGUUCUAUUAAAUUUGAAAUUAAAGCAGGAAAUGAAAAUUAAGAUCUAGAUAUUUAUAAAGAUCAAAUUAUGAAUGUGUAUUGUUAAAUUAAUCCAGAAUUAAAGAAAAUAUGUGCAUUCUUAAAUUAUUGGGCACAUCAAAGAGGUAUUUUGGGAGAUCAUGCACUACCAGAAUUUGCUUUAUAUUGUAUGAUAAUUGAUUUCUUUAUGACUUAAUCUUUGAUACCUAACAUAUUCAGUGAUUAAUAUAGUUAAUGGAGUUAAGAAAAAUUAUUAUUGAAAUAAUAAAUUAAAACUAGUGAUGAUUGUAGAUUGUCUAAAUUUAAUAAAGAUGAUUAUAUAAUAUAAGUAACUUAAAAAAAUGGAAGAAGAGUAGAAAAGAUUUUUUGGUUAACAUUUCCUAGAACUAAAGAAGAGAUUAAAGGUGUAAUAUAAUAAUGGACUAAAACUUAAGAAAAACAAUAUAAAUAAGUUCCUCAAUUCAAUCUAGGGUAUUAAAUUAGUGUAUUUUUCCAUCUUUGGAACCAAGUUGAAAAAUAUAAAGUUCCACUUUCAUUAACAAAUGAUGUAUAAAAGGAAGGUUAAGAAAUUGGAUUAAUAAUUUAUAAUCCAUUUAUUAAAAAUCAAAUUCUAACUCCUUUAUUACAAAAACGUUAAAAGAAUGAAGAAUUUAAAUCAAUGAAUAUGUAUUAAUAAGUUAGAUCAGAAUUUAAAAGAGCUUAUGAUUUGAUUUUAUCAGGUAAUUAUGUUGAAUUGUGUGAUAAAUAAUAAUUAUUAUGAAAAUAAUUUAAUAUUUAUAUCAUUUAAUUCAUCUUCUUUAUUUAUUAUAAUGAAAGUAUUUUAUUAAAAAUCAACUUAACCUCAACUUUGGGAUUUAAUGAAUUAUGAAUAGUUCACUUAAUAAACAAAUCAAGUGUUCUAGUUAUCUAAAGGUACUUACAGCAUCAAAGCAAAAAGUAAUAAUUAACCAAUCAGAACAACUAAAGAUUUAUAAUUGUAUGGAUAAUAAGCAGGCAUUAUUAUUGAACCGUAAAAUUUGAUUGCUUAUUUUGAGUCAUCAACAAAGUUUAUUUUCAGUUUUAGGUGUUCAUUUACCUGAAACCAAUAAUCCAUAAUCUCAUAGAAUUGUAAAAUAAAAAGUUCCAGCAAUUAAGAAGUAACUUAAAACUGAACAUGAUGGAGUUGAAAGCUUUAAGAAAAUUCUUCAUAUAGGGAAUAGUAAUUUAAGUAAUGAUUGGAGAUAAAUAAUUACAAGAAUCAAAGAUCUUCAAGCAGAAUCAUAUUACUUUAAAAAUCAUAUGUAAGAGAAUUAUGGAACAUUUUAAGAAGAAAUUGAUGCGUAUCAUAAUAUAUUUAUUGAUUAGGUUAAUUGAUGAAGCCAAUUAAUUGCAAUUGCAAUAGUAGUAAGUCUUUUAGUAAAACACUGAAUUAUUACAAAAAAUUGAAUAAACUAAAAAAGAAAUAAUUGAAUAAUAGGAAUAAUAUGAUACUAUUAAGAAUUAAUUCAAAUAAGAGAAUAUUGAAUAUUUCAUUUAAUCUAAACAACAAUAAAAUAGAAAUCAAAUUAAAAUAUUUAAGUAUAUUGAUGAAUUUGAUUCCUUUUUAAAUGAGAAUAAAUUUAUACUUGCUUAUGGAGCUAAUUUAGAUAUCAGAAAGAAAUUACAAUAUUUCAAAAACAAAUAUUUAUAAUUAAGUAAAUGA